AUGUGCAUAGUGCGACAAAGCCCUGGGUUGAAGUUCGUUAAAGGUGAUCAUAGAUAUGGAUUUCACCAUACGCUCUCGGCUUCAACAACGCAAAAUAGGAAAACUUUCUUAGCUUCGUUGUUCAAUCUAGAACUUGCGAUUUCAUUUAAUGGCAAAAUUGCCUAAUCGAUGUUUGUCGAGAGGCAAAAAAAUUAUUUGCGCAACGAGGGAAUAGUCGGGUUCUAAAAGUCUUACACACACAAACAAGCUUGGGAGUCUAAAAGGUCUUAAGAUGUAAACGUGUCAUCAAUCAUCAUAAACCAACAUUAAAAGCUGAUAAUUAAUUUUGUUAAUCAAACACCGAGCUCUUGAGUGGAGUUCGUCGAUGCGGACAGGGGGAGAUGCCUUCGAGGGUGAUCCAUGUAUCUUCAGCACCGGAGACGGACGGGUAUCCGAGAAUGGCCUUCACGGACCCCGAGAAGGGGAUCUAUACCACAGAGGUGGGGACAGCAGGGCCCCUCCCAUUUAAAGGGUUACCUCCUUACAAGGAUAAGGUAACAUGGAUUGCUGUUGUUGCCAAGGGUGUGCCCGAUACUGUCAGUGUUUCUGGGUUGAAAUAUCUCUUCAAUGGACGCGAGAACAGGACGAGAAGGAUGGUAUGGUCUUGGGUUAUUAGUAUAGCCCUCGGCGUGAUGACCUAUCAAGUGUUUGAUCGAUGCGUCUAUUACUCCAACUACCCCAAGAGUGUCGACGUCGAGAUCAACUACGUCAGCAACCUUACUUUCCCGUCGGUGGCCAUUUGUAACUAUAAUUCCUUCAGGAGGACGCCACUCGAGGCAGUUCCGGAGUAUCGAGCACUGCUUACCGAUAUUUAUCAGAACCAUGGCUACUUCACAAACUUUACAAAGUUCUAUGAGAGCGGACUCGUGAACUUAAGUACCACAGAUUUACACGUCGAUCUGGCCCAUAAAAUCGAAGAUUCAUUUGUAUACGGUUUCUGGGGUACCGAACUCCUGUCUCCAGCCAACUUUUCAUUCGAUAUUUUCGACUUCGGAGUCUGCUUCACAUUCAAUACGGGCAAAGAUGGCAGCGAUUUACUCAUGGUAGAAACAUCGGGCAAACUCCACGGACUUGGGAUAAUACUGGAUGCGCAACAAUGGGACUAUUUUUAUUCGAGCGAUUUCCACCGGGUUUCAAGCGGCUUUCAAGUGAUGGUCUACGACCGGAAUGAGGUCCCGUUAGUCUCAGAGUUGGGCUUCGCUGUAGGACCAGGAACCGAGAACUUAGUUGGCCUGGAAAUAACAGAGGUGAAUAAUCUACCACCACCUCACGGAGUUUGUGGCAAGAAACAUCUGAAAUAUUACGACCAUUACUCUACAUCAGGAUGUCGUCAAGAAUGUCAUACUGACUUUGUAAUUGAUAGAUGUGGAUGCAAAGAGCCUUAUAUGCCAGGUAACUCAUCUGUAUGUAACCCAGUGGAGCUAUAUGACUGUGCGGCAUCGGCUACAGUCGACUUCAUCAAGAAUGCCAGUAGUGAGUGCGAAUGUCCGGUUCCUUGUCACAGCGUCACAUACGAGCCCGUGGUCACAACGGCUGGUUUUCCGUCACACUUUUGGGCCCAAACGCUGGCCCAAAUCUACCAGAGAGAAUAUAACGUAUCUCUUUCUUCAGAUUACUUCAGCGAAAAUAUGUUGUUUAUAAACCUCUUCUUCAAAGAGCUGAGCAUUGAGAAGAUCACACAGCAGAAAGCUUAUACAUUCUUCAGUCUUCUUUGUGAUAUAGGAGGCUCAAUGGGACUAUGGCUAGGUGGGAGUAUUCUCACCUUCUUCGAACUCUUCGAUCUCUUGAGCAACUCAACUUAUUUCUACUACACAAGAUUAGCGCGGCGAAAGUAAUAAAUCAGUAAUUUACAUAAAGCUGGAGCUUACUGUUUUUUUUUCCAAUAAUACCGACCACAGGAACCCAAACUCAGUCAAUUAAAUUUAAUAUUCGUUUUCACGCUGUUUUUGUUACAACAAUUUAAAAAAAAAACUAACAGCUUAAAAAUGCUGUUGAUGUGCUUAGAAAGUUUCAACAAUAUUGUUCUAAAGUUUAGACAAUAAUUUUUACAGUGACGUGCUUACAGAGUUAAACCGUGUUUGUGUCUACAGUGCAUAUAAAAUAUGUGCAAAGUUACAUCUAAUUCUUGUUGAAGGACAGUCAUUAAAGCAAUUGCUGAUCUUCGGUACAUUUUGGUUGAUUACUAUCAUAACUAUAUUAUUUCCCUUUCAAAACCACCUGAUGACGAGAAUUUAAGAAUGCAAGAUCAUGGAUCUCGUCAAGAAAACUUUGUUAUGUCGAGAUUAUGAAGACAAGAUCAUGGAUCCCUCUCUCGCAAGACAACUUCGUUAUGUCGAGAAUUUAUGAAGACAUGAUCAUGGAUCUCGAUCGUCAACACGGACAGAUUCAUUUUUUGUUAAGAAUGUAAGGACAUAAGAUAAUGGAUUUCGUCAAGAUAACUUAACUAUGUCGAUAAUUUAAGGGGAUAAGAUCUUGGAUCUCAUCGAGACAACUUAAUAUGGCAAGAAGCGAAAAGACAAUUAAGAUCGUCGAUUCCCGUGCAGACUUCGUCGAGACGGGAAGACAAUAAAGAUAUUUACCGGGUCUCGUCUACUCAAAGUUGUUCGGACAAGAAGACAUGAUUCCAAAUAUUUUCUUGCCAUUUUGUCAUAACAUUGGAAAGAGCUCAUUGUGUCACACUGUGUGUGCCUGGUUGUGUUCACAGUGUGGAACACUAUGUGAAUCACUUCACACUGUUACUUUUAAGCUAUUCUACAGUGUUAGUCACAUGAUAGUCGACCAUGUGAACACGCUGUGAAUGGUCACAGUCUCGAAGUGUCCACAGUGUGAACAUUUUCACACUGUUGAAUUUGAGGAAAAUAACAGUAUGAAUACAUAGUCCACUAUGUAAACACACUGAGAUCACUUUGUGUGACACCGUGUUCUGUCCAAUAGGAUGACGAGAGACAGGUUUUUUCGUAAUCAUUUUCUAACAAAAAUCGACCAUACCAUUACAAUAAUUAUUAAAUCCAGUCUUGUCCAUUUUCGUGGUGGUCAUGGCGCUAAUUCGGGCUAAAUUUGAACUUUCAUAUACUAAACGUCACAUUUCAAUGUUAUGUUUUAAAUUAAAUUAGUUUUGGAGUUGUUUGAAAAUAUAUAUAUUUGAUCAUUUUGUGUUCUGUUGUACAUGGAUCAAGUCCUUCAAGCCAAUUAUAAUAUCAAAUCUAAAUUGAACAGAACAUUUACCUUCAGUUGAGAGAAAUAAUGCUAAAUGGAGAUUUUCAAAAUGAUUUUUGUUCCCGUUUUGGUAUGACGUUAAUGUUCAUGUUCUGAACUUAAUAAGCAUGAUGGUAAAAUAUUCGGUAUUUUUGUUUAUAUUUAUAGAAUCAAUGUUAAGAACCAUUCGUAUGGUGUUGCACAUUGUUAUAAAUGAAGUGCUUAUUUAGCACUUAGAGUGCUUGUUCAGUGACUGCACUACGAGUGCUGAUUUUCUA
This is a messenger RNA of Lytechinus variegatus (green sea urchin), 3512 nucleotides long. RefSeq names its product acid-sensing ion channel 1C-like. Gene Ontology annotation, molecular function: ligand-gated sodium channel activity. Gene Ontology annotation, cellular component: membrane. The transcript is spliced from 10 exons. Bases 381 to 1874 code for a protein of 497 amino acids. The record is from RefSeq and is a predicted model, not a curated record. Gene Ontology annotation, biological process: sodium ion transmembrane transport. Lineage: Eukaryota; Metazoa; Echinodermata; Echinoidea; Temnopleuroida; Toxopneustidae.